AUGAGAAGAAGGCAAGGAGAAGAAGGCAAGGAGAAGAAGGCAAGGAGAAGAAGGCAAGGAGAAGAAGGCAAGGAGAAGAAGGCAAGGAGAAGAAGGCAAGGAGAAGAAGGCAAGGAGAAGAAGGCAAGGAGAAGAAGGCAAGGAGAAGAAGGCAAGGAGAAGAAGGCAAGGAGAAGAAGGCAAGGAGAAGAAGGCAAGGAGAAGAAGGCAAGGAGAAGAAGGCAAGGAGAAGAAGGCAAGGAGAAGAAGGCAAGGAGAAGAAGGCAAGGAGAAGAAGGCAAGGAGAAGAAGGCAAGGAGAAGAAGGCAAGGAGAAGAAGGCAAGGAGAAGAAGGCAAGGAGAAGAAGGCAAGGAGAAGAAGGCAAGGAGAAGAAGGCAAGGAGAAGAAGGCAAGGAGAAGAAGGCAAGGAGAAGAAGGCAAGGAGAAGAAGGCAAGGAGAAGAAGGCAAGGAGAAGAAGGCAAGGAGAAGAAGGCAAGGAGAAGAAGGCAAGGAGAAGAAGGCAAGGAGAAGAAGGCAAGGAGAAGAAGGCAAGGAGAAGAAGGCAAGGAGAAGAAGGCAAGGAGAAGAAGGCAAGGAGAAGAAGGCAAGGAGAAGAAGGCAAGGAGAAGAAGGCAAGGAGAAGAAGGCAAGGAGAAGAAGGCAAGGAGAAGAAGGCAAGGAGAAGAAGGCAAGGAGAAGAAGGCAAGGAGAAGAAGGCAAGGAGAAGAAGGCAAGGAGAAGAAGGCAAGGAGAAGAAGGCAAGGAGAAGAAGGCAAGGAGAAGAAGGCAAGGAGAAGAAGGCAAGGAGAAGAAGGCAAGGAGAAGAAGGCAAGGAGAAGAAGGCAAGGAGAAGAAGGCAAGGAGAAGAAGGCAAGGAGAAGAAGGCAAGGAGAAGAAGGCAAGGAGAAGAAGGCAAGGAGAAGAAGGCAAGGAGAAGAAGGCAAGGAGAAGAAGGCAAGGAGAAGAAGCGCUGGGCAAAGCGCUGGGCAAAGCGCUGGGCAAAGCGCUGGGCAAAGCGCUGGGCAAAGCGCUGGGCAAAGCGCUGGGCAAAGCGCUGGGCAAAGCGCUGGGCAAAGCGCUGGGCAAAGCGCUGGGCAAAGCGCUGGGCAAAGCGCUGGGCAAAGCGCUGGGCAAAGCGCUGGGCAAAGCGCUGGGCAAAGCGCUGGGCAAAGCGCUGGGCAAAGCGCUGGGCAAAGCGCUGGGCAAAGCGCUGGGCAAAGCGCUGGGCAGAGCGCUGGGCAGAGCGCUGGGCAGAGCGCUGGGCAGAGCGCUGGGCAGAGCGCUGGGCAGAGCGCUGGGCAGAGCGCUGGGCAGAGCGCUGGGCAGAGCGCUGGGCAAAGCGCUGGGCAGAGCGCUGGGCAGAGCGCUGGGCAAAGCGCUGGGCAAAGCGCUGGGCAAAGCGCUGGGCAAAGCGCUGGGCAAAGCGCUGGGCAAAGCGCUGGGCAAAGCGCUGGGCAAAGCGCUGGGCAAAGCGCUGGGCAAAGCGCUGGGCAAAGCGCUGGGCAAAGCGCUGGGCAAAGCGCUGGGCAAAGCGCUGGGCAAAGCGCUGGGCAAAGCGCUGGGCAAAGCGCUGGGCAAAGCGCUGGGCAAAGCGCUGGGCAAAGCGCUGGGCAAAGCGCUGGGCAAAGCGCUGGGCAAAGCGCUGGGCAAAGCGCUGGGCAAAGCGCUGGGCAAAGCGCUGGGCAAAGCGCUGGGCAAAGCGCUGGGCAAAGCGCUGGGCAAAGCGCUGGGCAAAGCGCUGGGCAAAGCGCUGGGCAAAGCGCUGGGCAAAGCGCUGGGCAAAGCGCUGGGCAAAGCGCUGGGCAAAGCGCUGGGCAAAGCGCUGGGCAAAGCGCUGGGCAAAGCGCUCGGCAAAGCGCUCGGCAAAGCGCUCGGCAAAGCGCUCGGCAAAGCGCUCGGCAAAGCGCUCGGCAAAGCGCUCGGCAAAGCGCUCGGCAAAGCGCUCGGCAAAGCGCUCGGCAAAGCGCUCGGCAAAGCGCUCGGCAAAGCGCUCGGCAAAGCGCUCGGCAAAGCGCUCGUCGUAGUUAGAGCCGCUAACAGCUUCCAAGUCAGCUCUUAUCCCAAGUAG
Messenger RNA from Schistocerca nitens (vagrant locust), 2049 nucleotides. Its product is annotated as NKAP family protein CG6066-like. NCBI's taxonomy places the organism in Eukaryota, Metazoa, Arthropoda, Insecta, Orthoptera, Acrididae. The transcript is spliced from 3 exons. Gene Ontology annotation, biological process: cornified envelope assembly. The record is from RefSeq and is a predicted model, not a curated record. Bases 1 to 2049 code for a protein of 682 amino acids.